CCUGGAUACACAUACGUAUGUUUCGCGUCACAUCGCACACGAGGACGCAUGAAGCGACGAGGAUGAGAUGGCGGCCACGACCUUGAUGUUCAUCGUUCUGCUUCGCAAGAUCCUUCCCAAUUGCUUCGCACUUUCACACAGUGCGCAUCUCUAGGCCCAAACGACCGAGCAGUCGUAGGGAGGGGCGAUAGAACCAUGGCGCGCCCGCCAGAUCAACGACAGAAAUUGGAUCGGACGCAUUACUCGGCGCUCCUGCUCGGCACCGACCUGCCGACGUCCAUCCUCAGCGCAGCACUUGCACGCUCAGGGCGAGACGUGCUGCAUAUUGAUCCGAACGACUACUAUGGUGGUGAAUGGGCAGGUCUGACACUCAGCCAACUCGUAGAAUGGGGCAGACGCAGAGCCGAGAAGCAUGCCAAAGGGAAACAGAAGGCAUGUGAUGCCGUGUACAUCGACUUCCCGUAUUCUACAGCGAGCGCGACGCAAGACCGACAAAACCAGCUCCCGGAGGACUUGUUAAAGCUGGACAGGCACUAUAGUCUGGCUGUCACCCCGACACUGCUUGCUAGUCAAGGCCCAUCCAUCGAUGCACUGAUCCGUAGCAAGGUAUCCUCCUAUGCGACCUUCCGACUGCUCGAAGAGACCGCUAUUUUCGUGCCUCGCUCAGCUCAAGAUGGAGAGAUCGAAACCGGUGUGGCUUACGGCUUACAGCAUGUUCCAAGCAGCAAAGAAGACAUUUUCAAGGACAGAAGCCUUUCGCUUAUCGAGAAACGAAAACUGAUGAAGUUCCUCCAGUCGGUCAUGGAACUUGAAAAGGAAGCGCAGAACCAAGUCGCUGCAAUAAUCCAACCGGCUAAUCCGCAAGACUUAGCGCUGCCGUACGACGAAUACCUUAAGGCGCGAUUCGGGCUCUCUGCAAACCUCAUUCAUGCCUUGGCAUAUGGCAUAUCGAUGCUUCCCGCCGCUCCAUCUGGACUCUCCUCCCGCCCACCCAUCACCGCCCGCCCUGCACUCGAUCGUGCACGACGCCACUUGGGCAGCAUUGGUCGAUAUGGGAAUUCGGCGUACCUCGUUGGGCAAUAUGGCGGUGCUGGCGAGCUGGCGCAAGGAUACUGUCGGGCAAGUGCGGUGCACGGCUCGACAUUCAUGCUCGACGUGACCGUGGAAAAUCUGAGCCGACAGCAUCAGCCACCAGAUCAUCCAAUUGAAGGCGCACGGCCAUGUUGGGGGAUCGAGGUGGAUGUGGUGGAAGGGCCUGUCUCCGCAGACUGGGUUGUGGCCUCACAGGAGCUGCACCAUCGGAUGCGAGAAGACGGGGUAGACCAGGACGACAGUGUCGCUGGUAGCCGCAUCGCACGCGGCAUCGUCAUUUUGGAUCGGAGCAUUCCUUUCAGGAAGCCUGCUGCUUCCAGCAAGGAACAAUCACCUCAGCAGUACGCAGAGUCUUCCUCAGCUACAGACAGCACGGCAUCGACCAGCUUGUCUGCAAAUGAUAAGCCGGCCGCCAUCGAGACAGGCUUGCUCGUCUUUCCACCCGGAUCCGUAGAAAAUGGCUCGUCUUCACAGGCAGUGCAGGUAUUGAUGAUGGGUGAAGGCACCUUCAGUUGUCCGAAGGGGCAAUACGUCUAUUAUCUCAAUAUGGAGUUGCCUCCGGACUCUGAGGGACCAAGCAUCUCUCCUCGCCAGCACCUCGAGCCGUACGUACAACAACUUCUGCGGAUGGCCCGUGCUAGCUCGGAAGCCGAAUGGACGCCGAGCAUCGAGAAAUCGCAAAACCAAGGAGAGUGCCAUCCACUUUUCAGCAUGUUCUACAGCCAAAAAAGCAUAUCGCAUCAGCCGCCUGCGCACGAUUUGGCAAAUGAGAAUUCCGAACAUCGCAUCAAGGUUGACUUUCCCCCGCCUGCUCCUUCGAGUAUCGCACCAGAGUACGACCUCCCACCCUCCUUGGCGGACUACACAGACCGUGCGACGAUGCAAGCCGAAUCGAUCUUCUGGCGGAUCGUCGCUGGCAGCGCUCGCGACACGGAUCGUCCACCAGAAACGCAGACCCCCGAGGCAUUCAAGCGACGCGCAGCUGAAAAGGAUCGGCGGCGGAGGAAACGGCGAAGCCCUGAGGACUUCCAGGGCCGGGCCGGCGCGUUCCCGCAUGAAGAGAACAGCGAACAGGUAGAGGGCGGCGACAUCGAAGGCUACGCGUGGGACGAUGUCGUGGAGUUCUUUGAGCCCCCAGAAGCGCACUCUUUAGAAGAUGAGUAAGUUAUCUUGGGUGGACUGGUGAAGGAAGGGGGAUGUGUAUUGCUACUGCCCUCUCUUCCACAAAUACACGGUUGAGCGAUGAAAAACGCUCUU
Messenger RNA from Tilletiaria anomala UBC 951, 2349 nucleotides. Its product is annotated as FAD/NAD(P)-binding domain-containing protein. Gene Ontology annotation, molecular function: GDP-dissociation inhibitor activity. The transcript has 2 exons. Gene Ontology annotation, cellular component: cytosol; nucleus; Rab-protein geranylgeranyltransferase complex. Lineage: Eukaryota; Fungi; Basidiomycota; Exobasidiomycetes; Georgefischeriales; Tilletiariaceae. The record is from RefSeq and is a predicted model, not a curated record. Bases 196 to 2256 code for a protein of 686 amino acids. Gene Ontology annotation, biological process: small GTPase-mediated signal transduction; vesicle-mediated transport; protein geranylgeranylation.